This is a messenger RNA of Andrographis paniculata, 918 nucleotides long. RefSeq names its product vesicle-associated membrane protein 721-like. Gene Ontology annotation, biological process: vesicle-mediated transport. Bases 118 to 783 code for a protein of 221 amino acids. Gene Ontology annotation, cellular component: membrane. Lineage: Eukaryota; Viridiplantae; Streptophyta; Magnoliopsida; Lamiales; Acanthaceae. The transcript has 5 exons. The record is from RefSeq and is a predicted model, not a curated record.
UUUUUUCGUGGUUUCAUUUUUCUCUGCGCUCGUUUCCUUCCUUCCUUCCUUUGCUCCCACCGAUUCUGCGGGAUCGAUUUGGUCUAGGGUUUAUCGGAGGGAGAAGGAGGAGCACAGAUGGGGCAGCAGUCGUUGAUCUACAGUUUCGUGGCGCGGGGGACGGUAAUCCUGGCGGAAUACACCGAGUUCACCGGGAAUUUCACCGGAAUUGCGGCGCAGUGUCUGCAGAAGCUUCCGGCCACAAAUAACAAGUUCACGUACAACUGUGAUGGCCACACCUUCAAUUAUCUCGUCGAGGAUGGAUUUACAUAUUGUGUUGUGGCUGUCGAAUCCAUUGGUAGACAAAUUCCCAUUGCAUUUCUCGAGCGAAUCAAGGAGGAAUUUACCAAAAAAUAUGGUGGUGGCAAGGCUGCAACUGCUGUUGCAAACAGCCUGAAUAGAGAAUUUGGGCCCAAAUUGAAGGAGCAAAUGCAAUACUGCAUCGAUCAUCCAGAGGAGAUCAACAAGCUUUCCAAAGUAAAAGCUCAGGUUUCAGAGGUCAAAGGGGUGAUGAUGGAAAACAUCGAGAAGGUUCUUGAUCGCGGAGAGAAAAUCGAGCUUUUGGUGGAUAAAACUGAAAAUCUUCGGUCUCAGGCACAAGAUUUCAGGACACAGGGAACCAAGAUGAGGAGAAAGAUGUGGUUGCAGAACAUGAAGAUAAAGCUGAUUGUGCUCGGUAUCAUCAUCGCCUUAAUACUUAUCAUAGUGUUGUCAGUUUGUGGAGGGUUCAAAUGCAACAAGUAAUGCGUUCUUUCAUUUUGUGUCCUGCCGUACCUAUUCUUGUUUGUUGCUUGGUUAGCUUUUUGUUAUGUAUAAUGAAAUAUUAUGAUCCACUUUACCCUUUGUUACAUAUAUAUAUACUGUAUUUUGAGUUUGUAA